UUGAGGUGCGGGAGAAUGUGAAAAGUUUCCAGCCUGCUGGCCGCGGGAGGUGGUGCUGCUGCUGCUGCUGCUGUGAGGCCGGCGUUUGGAGCGGCAGCGGGAUCUCGGAUCCGCUGACAGUUCCAUGGUGCGGUUUGUGUGGAGGGUCUCCUCGCGUGCACGUGCGGCUCGGCCCCGCGGCGCGGCGGUGGCGGCGGCUGUCAGGGCUUGUGUGAAUGGUGCUGCUACAUACCUUGUGAUCAAGACGGUGUAAUGAUUUGUGCCUCCAGUUUCGGGGAAACUGAUGGCAACACUGCUUCAUCAUGGGCUGUAGAAGGUGAAGUUUGAGCAACACCAGUGUAAUUUCAAGUCAGUAGGUGGGUACCUGAUUCUUAACCAAAAUCCACGUCUGAAACGCUGUGUAGCCCAUCUUGCUUCGAGCUGCUGCUUCACUGCAAGUUUUGAUGGUAUUGAGUGAUGUGCAGUUUGACAAACUGAACACUGAUGCAAAUAGGAUACAGGAUGCACAACUCUGACUUCAAGUUUUGUUGAUUUCAUCCAGGUGCUGUUAAAAUAAUUUGGUGUUGAAGAUGGUACACCUGAACAUUCAAACUGUGGAAUCAUUAUAGCGCUCAAUUUAAAAAGAAGUCAUUUCUCCCAGUGUUUAUAUAUUGUUAGCACGUCACAACAUUGACUAUAUGGUGAUGAGGUGGACUAGGGCCAUGUUAAGUUAAGAAUGGUGGCUUGGUUUCUGGAUGGAUAUGAACGAUAAAAAGCUAGCACACGAAGAACAGCCUCAUUCCAGUGGUGCUCCAGGAUUCUCAGUGGAAUCUGUUAGAAGUAUGCAGUCUGAUGAUUUAUUUACUAGAAAAUACAAAGUCUUUAAUGGUAACAUGGGGCCUCCCAUUCCUUCUGGUACACCCUGCAAAUCAGACAGCAGUAGUCAGGUUAAUGGAACACCUGCUGUACCAAAGAUGGGUGUUAGGGCAAGAAUCUCCGAGUGGCCUCCAAAGAAAGAAUUUUCAAAAGAGGGAACAAAUAGUAACCUAAUGUCAUGGGAUAGUAGAUCAUUGGCCAGUUAUGAUACCGUAUCCAUGAUGCGAGCCAGUCAGAAUGGACAGAAUGACCAAAGCAUUGAAGGUUUAUCUGAAGAAACCACGGACAUUACUGAGGACUUGGAAUUUGCAGAGGCUGGAUAUAUUUUUGGAGAUCUCUUCACUCGGUCCCCACAAAGGGGGCUUCACCCAAUAAGACAGAGAAGCAACAGUGAUGUUACUAUUAGUGACAUAGAUUCUGAAGACGUUCUUGAUCAGAAUGCAGUAAAUCCUAACACAGGUGCUGCUCUUCAUCGUGAAUAUGGAAGCACUUCUUCAAUUGACCGCCAAGGUAUUACCGGUGAGUUUUUUGCAAUGCUUAGAGGGUAUAGAAGUGAAAGCGUAGAACAGAGGAGUCCUGGCCCGCUUGGGCUUAGUGACCUAUUGCGCUCUGACUCUGGAGUCUCACCUAGUCUGCAAGCAGCAGCUCGCAUUUCUCGAGCUGAAUUUGUCAGAAUUUCUGGAUUUGAUUAUAUUGAUAGCCCACUUUUCUUUUGUAAGGACAAGGAUAAGUCUUUCAAACGGAGGUUGAAACCUGAAACAAUGGAGGCAUCUCUCUUUAGAAAACUGAGAACUGCAAAAAGUGAACAUGAUGCAUUAAAGUUCUCUUUUGAGCAAGAAGAAAACAGAUUGGAGAAAAACAACCAAUUAUGGAUGUGUCAUAAGUGCUUUGCACACUAUGAUGUCCAGAGUAUUCUGUUUAAUGUGAAUGAAGCAAUGGCAAACAGGGCUAAUGUGGGGCAAAGAAAAAAUACAACCACUGGUGCUUCUGCUGCUUCACAACAUCCAAUCCCAGGAGGUUACUCUGCUAAUUGUGAAUCACCUACAGGCAGCAAGGAGGAACUGAAUUCGAAGGAAAGUCUGGAUUCUGAUGAGGGAGAUGGAAAAAGCAAUAACUUGGCUUUGGCUUGUCCUUACUUCAGGAAUGAGAUUGGAGGCGAAGGAGAGAGACGCAUUGCACUUUCCAGGGCCAACUCCUGUUCGUUUACUUGCAGUGAAAGUUGCUCCUUUGAAUCUUCGCUCAGUUCUCACUGCACUAAUGCAGGUGUGUCAGUAUUAGAGGUACCAAGAGAAAACCAAGCAAUCCACCGAGAGAAAGUGAAGCGAUACAUUAUUGAGCACAUUGAUCUCGGAGCAUACUAUUAUCGCAAAUACUUCUACGGAAAAGAGCACCAGAACUACUUUGGAACUGAUGAAAGCCUGGGACCUGUGGCUGUCAGCAUCCGGAGGGAGAAGCUAGAUGAAUCAAAGGAGAAAGAAGGGUUGCAGUACAACUACCGCAUAGCUUUCCGGACCAGUGAGCUUUCUACUCUGAGAGGAGCCAUUUUGGAGGAUGCUGUCCCGUCCACUGCUCGACAUGGGACCGCUCGAGGUUUGCCCAUAAAAGAGGUGCUGGAGUACGUGAUACCUGAAUUGAACAUCCAGUGCCUUAGGGUGGCUUCAAGUUCUCCCAAAGUAAUGGAACAGCUGCUGAAACUUGAUGAGCAAGGGCUAAGCUUCCAGCAUAAAGUUGGAGUCCUUUACUGUAAAGCAGGCCAAAGCACUGAGGAGGAGAUGUACAACAAUGAGACAGGAAGCCCUGUGUUUGAAGAAUUCCUUGAUCUCCUUGGCCACAGGGUGAGACUAAAGGGCUUCAGCAAGUACAGAGCACAGUUGGACAACAAAACUGACUCCACGGGAACUCAUUCUCUCUAUACUACAUACAAGGAUUAUGAAAUCAUGUUCCAUGUAUCAACGAUGCUUCCAUACACACCUAACAACAGACAGCAGCUCUUAAGGAAGAGACACAUAGGAAAUGACAUAGUUACAAUUGUCUUUCAAGAGCCUGGAGCACUUCCUUUUACUCCUAGAAACAUCCGAUCCCACUUCCAACAUGUGUUUGUCAUUGUCAGAGUUCAUAAUCCAUGUACAGAAAAUGUCUGCUACAGUGUGGCUGUCUCCAGGUCUAAAGAUGUACCACCAUUUGGCCCACCCAUUCCCAAAGGAGUCACCUUUCCCAAAUCAGCAGUGUUCAGGGACUUCCUACUUGCCAAAGUUAUCAACGCAGAAAAUGCAGCGCACAAAUCUGAGAAGUUCCGGGCAAUGGCCACCAGAACAAGGCAGGAAUAUUUGAAGGAUUUGGCAGAAAAUUUUGUUACUACAGCUACAGUUGACUCUUCUGUGAAAUUCAGCUUCAUUACGCUUGGGGCAAAGAAGAAGGAGAAGACAAAGGCCCGGAAGGAUGCACAGCUGUACAGCUUUGGAGCCAUUGUGUGGAAUGUUAUUGCUCGGGACUUCGGCCAAUCUAGUGAUAUUGAAUGUCUUCUUGGAAUUUCCAAUGAAUUCAUUGUGCUUGUAGAGCAAGACUCCAAAAAUGUAGUGUUUAAUUGCUCAUGUAGGGAUGUCAUUGGCUGGACCUCUGGAUUAAUGACUAUAAAGAUAUUUUAUGAAAGAGGAGAAUGCAUCCUGCUGUCUGCUAUGGAAAACUGUGCAGAUGACAUCAGGGAAAUAGUACAGAGGCUUGAGUUAGUGACCAGAGGCUGUGAAACAACAGAAAUGACUCUGAGAAGAAAUGGCCUUGGACAGCUAGGAUUCCAUGUUAACUUUGAAGGUAUUGUGGCAGAUGUUGAGCCAUUUGGCUUUGCAUGGAAAGCUGGCCUGAGGCAAGGGAGUCGACUAGUUGAGAUCUGCAAAGUAGCUGUGGCGACCUUGACCCACGAGCAGAUGAUAGACCUUUUACGAACAUCCGUGACAGUAAAAGUGGUGAUUAUUCAGCCACAUGAAGAUGGAGCACCGAGAAGAGGCUGCUCAGAACUAUACAGGAUACCGAUGGUUGAAUACAAAGUGGACAAUGAAGGCACACCUUGUGAGUUCAAAACCCCCUUCAGAAGAAACACCACAUGGCACCGAGUAGCCACACCUGCUGGGCAACCAGUUUCCCGGUCCUCCCCCAUACAAGGAGCAGCUGACAGACUUCAAUCUCAGCAAAUGUUGCAGCAGGUCCACACAGCUAUCCCUCGCAGUACUUCCUUUGACAGAAAGCUGCCAGAUGGCGUGAGAUCUAUGCAAGACAUGGAAAAUGCUCAACUCUCACAAUCCAAUGUUGGUGAUUCCAGUCAACACUACAGAAGCUCUCCCAGCAACCAGUCAUCUUCAAGUGAUCCAGGGCCAAGUGGCAGUAGUCAUUGGAGACAACAGUCUGGAUAUGAUGGGUGCCAGUCUCCUGUUCUACAUGAUCACCAAGGUUCUACUAGUGCUCUGACAGAGUAUGACGGACCAAGAGAAAGAGAUGGUACGUUAGAAAGGGCCAGAAGCGUUGAAGCAAGGUGGCAUGUUCCUUCAACAAAAAUGCUGAGCUCUUAUAAAGGACUGCAAAGGGAAACUAUCAGCAAAGAGUCUCCAAAUAAAAUUUUACAUAUUACAGAUAAUAAUUGUUCAAGCCAUUCCAGCAGUAAUACUCUGUCCAGCAAUGCGUCCAGCAAUAGCGAUGAUAAGCAGUUUGGUUCAGGUGACUUGAUGGAUCCAGAAUUGCUGGGAUUGACAUACAUUAAAGGGGCCUCCACCGACAGUGGGAUCGACACAGCUCCCUGUAUUCCAGCGCCAUUGAUGGCCACGGUACAUUUAACUGGAAACAGGUCAGCUGUGCAGAGCAGAGCAGAGCAGAUGGUGCAGUGGGUGGAGCACUCUGAAGAUGGAGGGCCUGAAGAUGGACAGGCAAAAUCUUAUGCUGUCCACAACUAUGCAGCUGCCAUUUCUGCUGGCCUUGCCGCCCAAGGAAGUACUGGUGAUCUAAGCGAGAUCUCAUCACAUUCCAGUGGUUCACAUCAUUCAGGAAGCCCAGCACCUCGUGUUUCUAAAACCAGUGGAUCAUUGGAUGCAUCCAAAGUCUACAUAGUAUCCCAGAACAGUGGUCAACAAAUGCUAGGGUCUUUAUCGGGAUCAUAUCAUCGCCAGGGUGCUGUCAACAAAUAUGUCAUUGGCUGGAAGAAGUUAGACAGAAGCCCAACACCUGAGGAGUCUGAGAUGGCAGAUUGUAGAAGGAGGUUGUACGGUGAUGUAACAGAAAUAAGCAGUUCCAGUCAACAUCAGGCCUUGGUACAGGAAUUGAACCCUAUCAGUAAAUCCCAGCAAACCUUCACCAAAGAAGAGUUUCUGAAGCUGAUGCUGCCAGACAGCCCUCCUUUGGAGCAGAGGAGAAGGAAGACUUCUGUUUCUGGGAACUUGUCACCGAGGAAGUCCUUAUAUCGCACACUCUCUGAUGAAAGUAUAUGCAGUAACCGUCGAGGCUCUUCGUACAACAGCUCCCGAAGCUCAAUGCUCGAACAAGCACUACCAAAUGACAUCCUAUUCAGCACCACCCCGCCGUACCACUGCACCCUACCCCCACGUGCCUCACUCAGCCCCUCUGCCACAGGCCUACGAACUGAAUUCUGGUUUUCUGAUGGGUCUCUGGUGGAUAAAUCAAGGUUCACUGAUCCUGGCUUGAUGCCUCUUCCAGAUACCGCUUCUGGCUUAGACUGGUCAAACCUUGUGGAUGCUGCACGGGCUUUUGAAGACCAGAGAGUGGCCUCCUUCUGUACACUGAAUGACAUGCAGUCAGCACAAAGCAUGGAGGGAGCUGAAGAGUUAUCUCUGCACAUCGGCCAAGCAGACAGGAAAGAUCACUCUGAUGAUGCAGGGGGAAAUACUGCAAACACCAUUACUGGGAAAGUGAAUCAGCUGGAGACCAUUCUCAUUCAACUUCAGGAUGACCUCCGAAAGGAAAAGGAAGACAAGGAUGCUCAGGCUGAGGUUCACCACCUGCGGCAUGAUAACCUACGACUUCAAGAGGAGUCCCAAACUGCUGCACAGUUACGGAAAUUUACCGAGUGGUUCUUCAACACCAUUUGACAAGAAGUCUUGAUAUACUGAUAACAGGAACCAUGAUCAAAAAGACCUAGCUGAAAGAUUCAUUAACUCCUAGAAUGUAUUACUAAUCUGUUCAGAAAUAAGUAUAGGUGUUGUAGGUAUAAUAUAUGUCUGGUUCUGUUCACUCAAUACACCACUGACAAAAAUCCAGUUAAACUCAGCAGUUGAACUCGCUAAGGGCCUCACAGCCUCGUGUAUUGUAAAAUAGAAACUUGAGAUGGUAACUUCAAUGUAAAAGGUGCUCUAUUUUUUGUAAUUAGUUUCUUUCCAUUGUCGCAGUGUUAUAGCAAUAAGACUUUAGUGAUAACCGCAGGGCUUUGUUUGGAAUUUUAGCACUAGUCUGAUGGAGCAGGUUUAGAUACAAUUACUAUAGGGGAAUGUUCAUUUGCGGACUAAACAUUGGUGCCUGAAACAAGCAGUGUUCUGAUGUUUAAAGCGGACACUUGCCUUUUGAAUGGCUCACUUAAAUCUACAACUUCACUGAUUUUUGUUACAGUUCACUUAAGGCUGUCUAGGAUCAAUGGUACACCAUUCUAUAAAGAGUGUGUACACAGUGAGUCGGCAAGCCACUUGUACAAUGCCAAAUUUGUUUAUCUUGUACAGAAGCUCUAAAUGAAAAGUGUCUUGUAUUUAACAAUUAUUUAAAAUUAUUUAACCUUAAAUUGUUAACUUUAAGUUUUGUUUAUCUGCACUAUGAAAAACAGUUUGCUGUAAAUUGUGUUGUCUGUAGCUUGUCAGUUACAAAGACUGUCAUGGUUGUAGUAAAUCUAACAUUGGAUGCUGCUAGUAUAUAAUAUUCCAUGGUUUGUACGCUUUGAGAAAUGUGUUCCUUUUUAAACUACUCAUUUGAAAUGUGACAUACAGUGCUUUUUUAAUAAAUGUAGG
Molecule: messenger RNA, 6845 nt
Organism: Pristis pectinata (smalltooth sawfish)
Lineage: Eukaryota; Metazoa; Chordata; Chondrichthyes; Rhinopristiformes; Pristidae
Product: signal-induced proliferation-associated 1-like protein 2
Biological process (GO): activation of GTPase activity; regulation of small GTPase mediated signal transduction
Cellular component (GO): cytoplasm
Molecular function (GO): protein binding; GTPase activator activity
Source: RefSeq, a predicted model, not a curated record